AUGUGGGCGCUCACUCCCUCUGUAUUCGCGAAUAUUCAUUGGAAUCAGUCUCGGUUGCGAUAUCUUGGAGUACCUCUCGAUAACUUCCGUAAUAGUGGACCUCAUUGGACGUACACGAUAACCACUAUCCGUCGAAAGGCGACAACCUGGCAGGGGCGUGAUCUCUCCAUUUUUGCGAGAGCUAAGGCAUGCAAUACAUUUCUCGCUUCUAAGCUUCUUUACGUUCUGCAGGUCUUGCACUGCUCACGUGUACACGUCCAGGCAUUUCAUAGAAUAUUUGCAUGUUUUAUUUGGCAUUCAUCAUGGGAAGCCAUGAGAAGGGACAACCUUUUUCUCCCGCUUGAAAAGGGAGGACUGUGUCUUGUGCAUUUGUUUGUGCGACAAUUGGUCAUGCGCUUAUUUUACCUUAAAAAUGUCCGUCAUCCAUUCUUUCUCGCAGUUAAUCGAGCACGUCUUGCGUCACACAUCCCUUUUCUUUUUGUCACGACAAACUUUGCUCAAGAACUACCGUUAUGGGGCUUCCUAAAGGAACUUGUCGACACUAUUUCAUUCUUAAAAGCCAGAUUCACCCUUGAAUAUUUGUUUACCGUUAAUCGCACGUCGCUAAAUGUAGCACUUAUAGAUAACCUUUUCCCUGAACCUCUGUACCGAAAGCCGUAUCUGUCUCUAUUUGGUCAAGAUGUUCUUUGCCGUGUCCGUAGAAUGUGCAUUGCGCCAGCAGCAAAAACGUUUUUCUUUAAGCUGCACACCUCCACACUGCCAGUUAAAACGUGGCUUCAGGAAAAAGGACUGUAUGUACCCUGGAAUACAAAUUGUAGAAUUUGCAAUCGACCCGAGACAAUAAAACAUUGCUUUAUACUUUGUCGUGACGCAUUUCUUUUUUGGGACAUUUUGCAAAGAACUAUCAAAAAAGACUUUCCUCUCACAUGUUAUGGUAUCCGGUUCCUUCCUUUCAAGAAGACAGCCAGUAAUACACCACAUGAUUUGUUUAUGUUAUUAGGACUUUAUUCAUUAUGGAGAGGUCGAAUGAUCGACAGACAUGCCGAGCCACCUCGCUCGACAAGGUCUAUCUUCCGAGAAGAGACUGCUCAAGUCCGUAGUGUGGUGGCUACAUAUGAUCCCGUCCCUGAUUGGAUUUCGCGUCUGGACGCUUGUGUUCGUUUGCCAGAAUUUUGA
This is a messenger RNA of Dermacentor andersoni, 1176 nucleotides long. RefSeq lists its product as uncharacterized. The record is from RefSeq and is a predicted model, not a curated record. Lineage: Eukaryota; Metazoa; Arthropoda; Arachnida; Ixodida; Ixodidae.